Diaporthe amygdali is the source of this 348-nucleotide messenger RNA. RefSeq lists its product as uncharacterized. The transcript has a single exon. The record is from RefSeq and is a predicted model, not a curated record. NCBI's taxonomy places the organism in Eukaryota, Fungi, Ascomycota, Sordariomycetes, Diaporthales, Diaporthaceae. The coding region runs from base 1 to 348 and encodes 115 amino acids.
AUGAAGCCGACAGGAAUAAGUCGCACCGCGGAAACAGGCGACGAUGUAUUCCAUCAUUUACUCGGCCACAUGGCCACUCAGCAUCUAGACCUUUUGGCCGGGUUUCAGGACCAGGAUGGUCCAGACCUGGCGGCAAUCGUUGCCAUAAGUGUCGUUGUAUCGUCCGUCAAGCGAGUCCAAUCCCUGGAGAACAAGGUCCCAGAACAGGCGAUAGCCAUCGGUUCCUCUGAAACUAUCAAAAAAGAUCUGGAAACUCGAGUCAGGAACGCUCACGAUGCUCUCAAAACGCUGGCUACUCACCGCGGGUGUCGGAACAGCACCUGCACCGAGACAUUCUCACUAUAUUGA